This is a messenger RNA of Diceros bicornis minor, 3258 nucleotides long. It is a transcript of the gene SLC25A35, whose product is annotated as solute carrier family 25 member 35. Bases 562 to 1365 code for a protein of 267 amino acids. The transcript has 5 exons. The record is from RefSeq and is a predicted model, not a curated record. NCBI's taxonomy places the organism in Eukaryota, Metazoa, Chordata, Mammalia, Perissodactyla, Rhinocerotidae.
CUGCCCCAGCGAAGCUGCUGCGAGCUCCGACAGCUGCCUGGGGACGCUUGUCCCUGGAGGGAGUCCCGACGUCCUUCCCCAAUCCAGAUCUCGUUGCAGUCCCGGAGACGCCACUGGAUCUUCUCCCGGAUCCUUUUCUCCUUAACCUGCUUGUUUUCUUUUUCCUUCCUCCCUGGCUCCCAUCUCCCAACUCCGCGUUUCCCUCCCCUACUCCCGGGGCCCCCUAGCCAGCCAUCCUCAGCAUCCUACCUGCCGUCCUCCUGGCUUCUGCUGCUCCUAGACCUCAAAUCCCUUGACCAACAGGGCCCUGUGUCAUAACCUUCUCGCCAGACUCUCCUAAACUCCUUUCUUCUCUCUUUGCCAGCUCUGUCUCCCAAAGUCCAGCUAACCCUUCGCCUCUUGACAUUUGACCCUGACACUCUUGACUCUAGACCUCUAAAUCCCUACCUCCUGAAGCCUGGACUGCUGAAACUGAGGUCUUCCCCUAAUUUCUGACCCCGUUUCUGAAGCUCCUUUUGACUUUCGUACUCCUGGGCCAGUUCCUGCUACCACUACACCACCAUGGACUUCUUGAUGAGUGGCCUGGCAGCCUGCGGGGCCUGUUUGUUUACCAACCCCCUGGAGGUGGUGAAGACCAGGAUGCAGUUGCAGGGAGAACUGCAGGCCCCUGGAACCUAUCAGCGGCACUACCGAAACGUCUUCCAUGCCUUCGUUACCAUCGGCAAGGUGGAUGGCCUGGCUGCCCUGCAGAAGGGCCUGGCCCCUGCCCUCUUAUACCAGUUCCUGAUGAAUGGCAUCCGGCUGGGCACCUACGGGCUGGCUGAGGCUGGGGGCUACCUGCACACAGCUGAAGGCACCCUCAGCCCUGUCCGAAGCGCAGCAGCUGGGGCCCUGGCUGGGGUCUCAGGAGCCUACUUGGGGAGCCCCAUCUACAUGGUGAAGACACACCUACAGGCACAGGCAGCCUCAGAAAUUGCUGUGGGACACCAGUAUAAGCAUCAGGGCACGUUUCAUGCACUAAUCGAGAUUGGCCAGAAACAUGGUCUGGUGGGCUUGUGGCGUGGGGCCCUGGGAAGCCUGCCCCGAGUUAUCGUCGGUUCCUCCACCCAGCUGUGCACCUUCUCGUCCACCAAGGACCUCAUGACCCAGUGGGAGAUAUUUCCUCCGCAGAGCUGGAAGGUGGCUCUGGCGGCCGCCAUGGUGAGUGGCAUUGCAGUGGUCCUGGCCAUGACCCCCUUUGAUGUGGCCAGCACAAGGCUCUACAACCAGCCCACAGACACUCAAGGCAAGGUGUCCCGGAGCCGCCACCCCCAGCCUUUGGGGGCACCAAGAGGUGGAAGUGAUGGACUGGGACCAGAGAGAUGACUCAACACCCAAAGUCAAGCAUCCCUUUGGGAAGAGUUAGGACAACAUAUAUUUCUAUUAAGCAGAGAUUUUUAACUUUUUUUUCUACUAUGCAUCCCCUUAGCAGUUUGACGAAGCCCAUGGGCUCCUACUCAGAAUACUGUUUUUAAAUUCAUAAAAUAAAAUAUAUAGGAAUACAAAGGAAAUGAAAGUAUUUAAACAUAAUUAUCAAAAUAAGAAAACCUAGAUUUUUGAUAGAGUAAAAGUGUACUUCUUUGUUAUCACAUUAACAAGAUCUAGCAGCAGGUCUAAGAAGUAUGUCAAACUAGUGAUGCACAUAAAUCGUAGUUUCAGAGAUCUGCAACAACUCUAAUGUGAAUGAAAAUAUCUGAGAUUGCUAUUGUGACAAAGUCACAGGUACUGUUAAGGCUACUGUGGUUUGUUAUCUACAGUCACAAUUAGAGGAAGUGCUAAAUUUCAGUUAAGAGGUGAUUGAUAAUAAAUGUAGUUUUUUUCCAUCCAAGUUGAUUGACCGGAGCUUAAGACACCCAGCUAUAAAGUGUUAUGUGCCCUGGCCAUGCACUAGGCUCUAGGGGAGGAUCCAAAAAUGUGUGAAACAUGGUGCUUCUUUCAGAGGCUUGGGCCUGAGCAAGGAGAGCUAGGGCGUAUGGUUCAAAUCCUGUAAUGUGGGAGACAUAAUGUAGGAGACAUUAGUGCCCCCAUUUUACAGCUGAGGAGACUGCCUCAGAGAGAUGCCCGGGGUCCUGUGUCAGUGAAUGGCAGCCACAGUAGAUUUCUAAACAAAGGCCUGAUAUCAUGAAGACUGUUCCAGGAAGACCAGUGUGUCCUUGUGUUUGGGAUGAUUCCAUAGCUGUCACCCAGAACCCUCCAUGGAACUUUCCAGCCCCAUAUCUCACCGUUCUGUCCUCACACUGGGUAUGUAAGUGUCUUUGAACUUCCCUCAGCCCCUUGAUUGAGUCAACCUCUUUCAUACCUCUGGGCUUUUGCACAUGUUAUGCCCUCGGCCUAGAAAUUUCUUUUUCCCCUCUUGCCUGGCUAGCUCAUCGUCAGGGUUAAUUGCUCCUCCUGUGGGCUCUCCUGGCCUCCCAGUCCCCACUGCAGUUACCUCCCUGUAUUGUAGUGCUCUAGUCCCCAGGAGACUAAGCAUCAGGAGGGCAGGGACCAUAUCCAUCUCUCACCUUUAGCUUCCCCACUGAAUUGCAUAGGGCCUGGCCCAUAAAUAUUUAUUGAAUGGAUUUUGCUUAAGAGACAGGAAGUUAUUUACUGAUUAAGACCAGUUAAGAGAUGUACAAUAAAGAACUUGACUGGCCUUGUCCCUGGUUCCUGGGAGGGAAACUCUGAAUCCUUGGAAUUUCCCAAGUGAUAGGAGUUCUUUGUUAUUCAUGGUGGGUGCUGAUAGUUCAUGCUAAGGAGAGAAUCAGAAUGGGGUAGGCCACGCCAGAAAGACUAGCCGUGUGAUUAGGGGGUUGGAGCUUUGAGCCACUUGAUAUGAACCCAAUAAAGCCGCAAUAAAAAUUCUGGACACUGAGGCUCAGGGAAGUUUGUUGGUUGGUGUACACAUUGAUGUGCCAAGAGGGUGAUGCGUCCUGAUUCCCUGGGGAAAGAGCAUGGAAGCUCUGCUUCCAGGACCCUUCCAAACCUUGCCUAUGUGUAUCCUUACAAUGGAAGAGUAAUUGUUAAGUAUAGCGCUUCCAUGAGUUCUGUGAGUUGUUCUAGUGAGUUAUUGAAUCCCCACUAUUGUUCUAGUGGGGAUUGCAGGAAUCCCUGGAUAUAUAGCCACUUGGCCAGAAAUGCAGGUGACCCGAGGACCCGUGAGAUUUGUGGCUGGCACCUGAAAUGAGGGCAGUCUUGUGGAAAACUGAGCCCUUGACUUGUGGGACCUGAUGCUAACUC